CUUCUCUGCUUGUCCAUCUUUCAUCCAAACCACUCCGAGGCAUCGACAACAACAAAACAAGAUGCGGUCCCUCAGGAAAGCCCACGCGCGGCUGCCACUGCGCAACGUCUCCCGCCUGCUCUCCACGACGACCCCAGCAUCGAGUAGCAGCACCACUGCCAGCACCACAUCCACCACCACCACCACCACCACCCCCAUCACCUCCCUCCUCAUCGCCAACCGCGGCGAGAUUGCCCUCCGCAUCCACCGCACCGCCACCCGCCUCGGCAUUCCGACGACAACCAUCUACACCGACGUCGACAAGGACUCGCAGCAUGCCGCCGCCUCGCCCUCCUCCAUCGCCCUGGGCUCCGACCCGCGCGCAUACCUCGACGGCGACAGCAUCGCCUCCCUAGCCGCCCGCCACCGCAUCUCGGCCCUGCACCCAGGCUACGGCUUCCUGUCGGAGAACGCGGCGUUUGCGCGGCUCUGUGCCGACCGCGGCAUCAACUUCGUCGGUCCGCCGCCCCAGGCCAUGGCCGACAUGGGCGACAAGGCCCGGUCCAAGGAGCUCAUGACGGCCGCCGGCGUGCCCUGUGUGCCAGGCUACCACGGCCCGGACCAGGACCCCGCCUUCCUGCAGGACCGCGCCGCCGAGAUCACGUACCCGGUCCUGCUCAAGAGCGUCAAGGGCGGCGGCGGCAAGGGCAUGCGCAUCGUGCGCUCGGUCGACGAGUUCCCCGCCCAGCUGCGCAGCGCCCGCGCCGAGGCCCGCGCCAGCUUCGGCCCGGACGGCGAGGUGAUGCUGGUGGAGAAGUACAUUGAGCGCCCGCGCCACGUCGAGGUGCAGGUCUUUGCCGACCGCCACGGCGCCUGCGUGGCCCUGGGCGAGCGCGACUGCAGCGUCCAGCGCCGCCACCAAAAGGUGCUCGAGGAGUCGCCCGCGCCAGGGCUAGCCGAGGAACUGCGCCAGGACCUGUGGGCCAAGGCGCGCACCGCCGCCGCCGCCGUGGGCUACGUGGGCGCCGGCACCGUCGAGUUCAUCCUGGACCGCGACACGGACCGCUUCUACUUUAUGGAGAUGAACACGCGGCUGCAGGUUGAGCACCCCGUCAGCGAGAUGGUGACGGGCACGGACCUGGUCGAGUGGCAGCUGCGCGUGGCUGCGGGCGAGCCGCUGCCGCUGACGCAGGAUGAGAUCGAGGCGCGCAUCCGGGGCCGCGGCGCCGCCAUCGAGGCCCGCAUCUACGCCGAGAACCCGGAGAAGGGUUUCCUGCCGGACUCGGGCCGGCUCGUGCACCUGGCCACGCCGCGCACCGACACCGACUCCAAAGCGGCCGAGGACGCCGACGUGCGCAUCGACGCCGGCUUCGUCGAGGGUGACACGGUGUCGCAGGCCUACGACGGCAUGAUAGCCAAGCUCAUCGUGCGCGGCCGCGACCGCGAGACGGCGAUCCGGCGGCUGGAGCUCGCGCUGCGCGAGUACGAGGUGGUCGGGCUUAGCACAAACAUCGAGUUCCUCAAGCGCCUGUGCCGUAGCCCGGCCUUUGUCGAGGGCGACCUCGAUACGGGCUUCAUCGAGCGCUGGCGGGACGACCUGUUUGCGCCGCGCCGCGUCGAGGACGAGGUGUUUGUCCAGGCGGCCCUGGCGCUCGCCGCUGCUUCGUCGCCUCCCCAAGCAGCCCCGGGCCCGCACGGCGAGACGCUGGGCUUCGGCGACGCGGGCGCGUCCACGGGGGACCGCAGGUUUGCCUUCAAGGUGACGGACGGCUACGCGGAGCAGCCGGCCGAGGGCGCCAAGGAAGACGUGGUCGAGGUGGUGGUAACGCAGCGCGGCGGCGGCCUGUUCAACGCGCGCGUCUCACGCGGCGGCGAGGAGACGCCUCGCGAGUUUGACAACAUCACAACCGGCAGCAGCAGCAGCACUAGGAACUCGACAAAAACGACCGUCAGGUCGCUCUUCCCGCUAGCGCGCAUCGAGUCGACGGUGGUGCGGGACCCGACCAACGGCGACCGCAUCACCGUGUUCCAGCUCGGCACCAAGACGGAGCUGGCGCUGGCGCAGCCGUCGUGGUACGAGGAGGCGCUGGGGCUCAAGGAGGCGGCCGCGUCGGUCGUGGCGCCCAUGCCGUGCAAGAUUCUGCGGAACGAGGUGGGCGAGGGCGACGUGGUGGAGAAGGGGACGCCGCUGGUCGUCAUCGAGUCCAUGAAGAUGGAGACAGUUAUCCGCUCGCCCCAGGACGGCGUCAUCAAGAAACUAGCGCACAAGGAGGGCGACAUUUGCAAGGCGGGGACGAUUCUGGUACUGUUUGAAGAGGCCGAGGAGGCGAGCUGACGAGUGGCAUGUUUGGUGCACUUUGCAAGACGCGGCUGGGCGCAAGGGGUUAGCAGGCGUAUCUUGGGUACAUGAUUUCUUUUUCUUGCGUCGUUUCGAAGUGAUGCUUGGGUCUGUUCAUACGCAACAUAUAAAAGGCAUAAAUCUAUACACAUUGCGACUAAGCCGACAGCCCUACCUGCGGCACCAGCU
Messenger RNA from Gaeumannomyces tritici R3-111a-1, 2506 nucleotides. RefSeq names its product methylcrotonoyl-CoA carboxylase subunit alpha. The transcript has 2 exons. The record is from RefSeq and is a predicted model, not a curated record. Gene Ontology annotation, molecular function: metal ion binding; ATP binding; methylcrotonoyl-CoA carboxylase activity. Lineage: Eukaryota; Fungi; Ascomycota; Sordariomycetes; Magnaporthales; Magnaporthaceae. The coding region runs from base 62 to 2314 and encodes 750 amino acids. Gene Ontology annotation, cellular component: mitochondrion.